This is a messenger RNA of Ambispora leptoticha, 128 nucleotides long. Lineage: Eukaryota; Fungi; Glomeromycota; Glomeromycetes; Archaeosporales; Ambisporaceae. The record is from the annotation of a GenBank genome assembly.
AAAAACAUCUUUGUCAACUUUCCUCGGAUAAUAACUACAAAAUAACUUGUUUGGGAGCAAUAAAGGGAAAGGUAUUAUCGUGUGAAAUAGUUCCUGAUAAACAUGACGGGAGCGAUGAAGAGUGUUGA